GGAGGACUCUUUCUUCCUCACGCCACUCUUCCUCUUCUUCCUCGUAACCGUUAUUUUCUCCAGUCUAGCAAAAUAAAACCUGCAUUUUCUCCUCAAACCGUCUCUCUAUGUCUCCUCUACUUCUCUUAAAUGGCCUAUUUUAAUAGUAACAAUGCAUAGGCAUUGGAGCGGAAUCGCCAUUCUCAGUUCCUUAUCCAUUUCUCCUUCGUUUCUGUGUUGAGAUUUUCAGUUUAAUAUAUCUGUAUAAGGAAAUGCCACGAUGACAGAACCUCAGUCACAAUCUCGUGGUUUCUGGCUCUAGAUUGCGACACAUUCUUACUCGUAUAUACGUACGGUGGGUUUCAGGGUUUAGAGGAUGGAGAGGAAGCAGGGGUUCUUUUCAGCGUUGAAGGAAGAGGUGGUUCGAGGAUUUUCUCCGGCGAGGAAGUCAUGGGAUAAUGGUUCGGUCAGACGUGGGGCCCCCUUCUCGGGUCUGCUUUGUAGGAAGAAGAGUGGGAGCUGCAGCAGUCGGUUUUCCGCCAAUAAUGAGCCGUCGAUUUCCAGAUCGGGGAGUAUGAGGCAGCUCGGGGAGAUGCUGGCGCCGUUGAUGGAGGGUCCGGAUACAAACGACGACGUUGAGGGGGAACCGAAGCGGGUUGGGUCAAGCAUUUGCCAGUGGAUGAAGGGGAAGCUCACUCGGACCCCUUCUGUCGCCAUGAACGGGUACGGUCGGAGCUCUGAUCUAAGAUUGCUGCUCGGAGCUAUGGGGGCUCCACUCGCCCCGGUGCACGUUAGCACAACCGAUCCUCUCCCUCACCUCAGCAUAAAGGACAUUCCAAUUGAAACAUCUUCUGCACAGUACAUACUGCAGCAAUACAUUGCAGCUUGUGGAGGGCAGAAGCUCCAGAACUCAAUAAAGAAUGCGUAUGCCAUGGGAAAGCUUAAGAUGUUGUCUUGUGAAAUAGAGACUCCCGCAAAAGUAGUGAAGAAUAGGAAUGGGGUCAGAGCUACUGAGUCAGGCGGGUUUGUGAUGUGGCAAAUGAACCCUGACAUGUGGUACAUGGAACUUGCCAUUGGAGGUAGCAAGGUCCAUGCUGGCUGUAAUGGGCAGAUUGUGUGGAAACACUCUCCCUGGCGUGGUGCUCACCCUGCAAAAGGCCCAGUCCGUCCACUCCGACGAGCCCUUCAGGGUCUGGAUCCGAAAACAACGGCUAGUAUGUUCGCCAGUGCCAGAUGCAUUGGGGAGAAGAGAAUCAACGGUGAGGAUUGCUUCAUCCUCAAGAUUUCUGCUGAUCCUCAGACACUGAAGGCAAGGAGUGACGGGCCUGCAGAGAUCAUAAGGCACGUCCUUUUCGGUUACUUCAGCCAAAAAUCCGGUCUCCUUGUCCACAUGGAGGAUUCACAUCUCACUCGAGUUCAAUCUACCGGUGAGGAUGCAGUUUUUUGGGAAACAACCAUAAACUCCUCUAUAGAAGAUUACCAUCUGGUUGAAGGAAUCAUGAUUGCACAUUCUGGGCGGUCUGUGGUGACACUUUACUGUUUUGGUGAUGUGGCGAUAAGUCAUACCAAGACCAGCAUGGAAGAAUCUUGGAAGAUAGAAGAGGUCGCCUUCAACGUUCCGGGCUUGUCUCCAGACUGUUUCAUCCCGCCUGCGGAUUUGAGGCCAGAAGAGUCUUUAAGCGAGUUAUCUCGCAGUACAAGUGUUAGGAGUUACUUUGCAAAGGGUGCAGCAGGAGAAUGUGAACAUGUAUAGGCUGAUAGUUUAUAUUUAGGCAGGUAAAAAUUGGACAAACCAGCAUUAAGCCACUGCAACUAGGAGCAUAUAUAUAUAUAUAUAUAUACAUAUAGAGUAUGAUACAAGUUCUAAGACAUUAUGUGUGAAUAGAGCGAGUUAAGUUAUUAUUUACAGGCUCUUUGUUUUUAAUUUAUACCUCUCACAAACAGAUUCAUAGAAAAGGAAAUGUGAAGGUUGAUUUUAAAAUUCACUAUGGCUUGCCAUUUGCUUGGCUCAGUUGGCUGUUAUUUGCUGAGAAUUAUUCUCCGCUUGAGGUCACUCUUCAUGUAUAAUCAUAUUAUUUGACCCAUAUUGGUACUUCGCAUAUGAAUUGUUA
Molecule: messenger RNA, 2090 nt
Organism: Cuscuta europaea
Lineage: Eukaryota; Viridiplantae; Streptophyta; Magnoliopsida; Solanales; Convolvulaceae
Source: the annotation of a GenBank genome assembly